AUGGACGUUCCGUACACCCAACCGACGCCCCAGUCUGGCGUGCAGGACAUCCGGCGGGAAAUAAAGCGCCUGGACACAAAGACCGCCCGACGCAUCAGCUCCAGUCAGGUGAUCACCACGCUGGCAGACGCCGUGAAGGAGCUGCUGGAGAAUGCCGUUGACGCAAAGGCCAACUCGAUUAUCAUUCGCUUUGAGAACUUCUACGACAAGGUGGACAUCAUCGACAAUGGACACGGCAUCGAGAGGGAGAACUUUGAUCUACUCUGCAAGCGCAGCUGCACCUCUAAACUCGAAACGACCGAAGACCUGGAGCAGGUGGAAACAUUUGGCUUUCGCGGCGAGGCGCUCAACUCACUGUGCAAUAUUUCCAAAGUAGCAGUGCACACUCGCCAUGCUGCUGAUCCAAUUGGCACGCUCCUCGAGUUUGACACUGAAGGACAGAUCAUCAGUAGGAAGUCGGUGGCUCGAGAGGUGGGCACGACCAUAUCCUUCUCCAACCUCUUUUACACGCUUCACGUUCGCCGAAAGGAGCUGCAGAAGAACGGCAAGCGCGCCUUCGACCAGACACUGUCGCUCAUCUACCAGUACUGCGUGGGCGCCAUUGGCCUGAAGAUUUCGGUGAUGAGAAAGAGCAGUCAGGAGGCGCACUACACGCCCCACUUUACCUGCAAUGGCCUGUCUCUGCAGUCGAACAUUCACGAGGUGUUCGACUACAAGCAGUUCUCCUACUUGAUGCCCUUUGUCUGUCAUACCGACUUGGACGGCUCAAUUACCAAUCACGUUGAGAUGGAAAUUACCGGUUUCAUCUCCAAGCCUGACACUGGCUGUGGUCGCUCUUCCCCCGAUCGACAGUACUUUUACUUGAACGAGCGACCCUGUGAUCUGGCCAGCGUCCGAAAGCGAAUCAAUGAGAUCUACCGAAACUUCAAUCGAACGCAGUCUCCCUUUGUGCUGCUCAAAUUGACCGUUGACGAGAAGAUGAUUGAUCGAAACAUAACACCCGAUAAGCGGAAAGUGCUCUUUGACGACAGCGACUACAUCCUCAAAGUAAUUGUGCAUUCGCUGCAGACUAUGUUUGAGCGGGAAACGGUUGAGGUCACCAGUCUCAGCUCUAGUCGCCUGAUGACGAGCUUCUUGAGCCACUCCAGUCAGCAGCUGAAGCGCGAACUGUCUGAAGAUGAAGAAGGAAAAGACGAUGGAGGAGGAGGAAGAGGAGGAGAAGCAGAUGUCAGUUUUACUCAAUUUGCUGACCGAGCUUCAAAAAUUUUCAAGCGCUGUCCGUCGCCGUGUGAUAGAUUAUUCGCCAAACCGGCCUCCAUCAGCUUUAAUAAGAGGCAACCAGUAGCCUCAUCGACGCCUGUAAGGCAUCCCUUUUUAGCUGACAUCAGCAACUUUAAGCCACGAAGAAGCACUACUCCUGUCCAAGACGACGUUGCGGCAAUUGACCAAGAUGAACCGUUUCCUGAUGAAGAGAAUCAGGAGACUGACGACGAUGCCAUUUCCAAUGCUUAUGUUAAUGAUAGUGAACUGGUGGCGAAUCGCAAGUCGCUGCCAGUGGACGUGUGCAUUGCUGACCUGGCUGAGGAGUACCCCCGGUGCAUGAAGGAAUUCCAGCGCAGUCAGUUCGGCGAUGAUGACAACUCUGAGGUGAUGGUCGUGUCGAGUGAGAAUGCCGCCAAUCCCGAGGUGGCCAUGGCCGAGCUGCGACACACGCUGACGAAACAGUCCUUUGGGCAGAUGCGCGUCCGUGGGCAAUUUAAUUUGGGCUUCAUCAUCGCCCGACUGGACUCCAAUCUAUAUAUUAUCGAUCAACAUGCCAUUGACGAGCGCUACAACUUUGAGCAACUGCUGGCGAAUCCGAAAUUGGAAUACCAGAAGCUGGUCAGUCCGCUCGAUCUGCGACUCAGCGUGCAGCACGAGAAUGUCGUCCAAGAGAACCUGCACGUCUUCCAGACCUUUGGCUUUGGCAUUGUCUUCAAUCGCGAGGGCAAGGCGGGUCAUCGAGUCUUUCUCACCAAAAUACCCAUCGGCAAGGAGUGGACGCCCGCCCGGGAGGACAUUGAGCAGAUCAUUGUCGCUAUUGAAGCCUCGCCGACUGGAGAGCUCAGCCUGGCCGACCGAGCUUAUGUACUGACUGGCUUGCGCGAGGAGAUCGCCACUCGAGCCUGUCGCUCCAGUGUGAUGGUCGGCGCCUCACUGCAGUAUGAUCAGAUGACGACGAUGCUCAGCAAGCUGGUGGACCUGCGUGAUCCCUGGCACUGCGCCCACAACCGACCCACCAUUAAGCACCUCGUUUCGCUGGGACGCUUCCAAAACUUCUCAUAG
Messenger RNA from Rhagoletis zephyria (snowberry fruit fly), 2325 nucleotides. Lineage: Eukaryota; Metazoa; Arthropoda; Insecta; Diptera; Tephritidae. The record is from RefSeq and is a predicted model, not a curated record.